This is a messenger RNA of Parathielavia appendiculata, 710 nucleotides long. RefSeq lists its product as uncharacterized. NCBI's taxonomy places the organism in Eukaryota, Fungi, Ascomycota, Sordariomycetes, Sordariales, Chaetomiaceae. The record is from RefSeq and is a predicted model, not a curated record. The transcript is spliced from 2 exons. The coding region runs from base 125 to 523 and encodes 132 amino acids.
UCGCAUGAUAUUUGAUGAAGACAGGGAGACAAAUUGCUCUUGCCGCGGAGAGUUACACAGCCGUGGAAGAGCACAGGGGCGAUGAACGGGCCGGAGGCGGUGGUGGAGGUGCCUCCGAACAGUGAUGCGGACGUCCAUGCCCGGAAUGCUCAGGAGACGACGCCUCUGGAUUCUGCGCUGGAUUGAGAGGAGUUGGCCAUGGGGCGGGUCGUUUCUAACGGCAAUGUGCGGGUGGGAUUUGGUACAGGUUAUAGCCAUAAAUUUUGACUCCGUUCGAGCAGAUAGAGGGAUUUCAAUGGGCAUACGCACCUUGUCUUUGACGACAGUUCACCAACCGUGGUCCACCAAUGGCAUACCGCCAACCCCGGGGUGCGCCUACUCGGGACCGGAAACGACCCAAGUCUCUCCCGGAUACGACACACACCUGCCGAGACCACAAAGGGAGACGGUAUGUCACCUGACUCAGCGGGGAGUGAACGUUCUAGGGCUCUUGGCCCGCGCUUGGGGGUGCUGUGAUUCCUGAAUUUGGGCUCGCUUUUAACGGAUGGGAGGGCAGACUCCUGGUCCAGUCUCGAGCCAGUGUUCCAUGGCAUGCCCGCCCGGGGAGAAGGGUGGUUAGCGAACCCGCAGUGCAUUGGUGUUUGUUCCUGACGGAGGGACGAGUUUAUGCUGGGGUAUAUAUGCUGGGACUGGACGUCGGCUUUGGAACU